Messenger RNA from Ziziphus jujuba (common jujube), 1431 nucleotides. RefSeq names its product MDIS1-interacting receptor like kinase 2-like. Lineage: Eukaryota; Viridiplantae; Streptophyta; Magnoliopsida; Rosales; Rhamnaceae. The record is from RefSeq and is a predicted model, not a curated record. Bases 1 to 1431 code for a protein of 476 amino acids. The transcript has a single exon. Gene Ontology annotation, molecular function: protein binding.
AUGGGGUUCAAUCAUCUUUCUGGAAACAUUCCUUCCCAAAUAUGCCUUUUGACAAGUUUACGUGUCCUUGCUUUACCUACCAAUUAUUUGAACGGCUCUAUACCACCUCAAAUAGGCAUGUUGGUGUCUCUUGAAGUGAUUUAUGCUUAUCGUAACAAUCUUUCAGGUUCAAUUCCUGUGUUCAUUGGAAACUUGAGCAAGUUAACUAAUUUGGAACUUAGUGGAAACAAAAUAGUUGGGUCCAUCCCCAAUGAGAUUGGACAACUUAAAUCACUCACUACCCUUUUUUUGUAUGAUAACCAACUCACUGGCUCAAUUCCUGUGUCCAUUGGAAACUUGAGCGAGUUAACUGAAUUGAGUCUUAGUGAAAACAAAAUAGUUGAGUCCAUUCCCAAUGAGAUUGGGCAGCUUAAAUCACUCACUAACCUUUAUUUGAAUUAUAACCAACUCAGUGGCUCAAUUCCUAUGUCCAUUGGAAACUUGAGCAAGUUAACUGAAUUGAGUCUUGGUGGAAACAAAAUAGUUGGAUCCAUUCCAAAUAAUAUCUAUCUUGGUGGGAAGCUUACAUGGUUUGGAGCAGGUCAUAACAACUUUAGAGGUUCCAUUCCAAAAAGCAUAAGAAACUGCAGUUCAUUAGUCCACUUUUCAGUUGCAGGAAAUCAACUAAUAGGAAAUAUAUCUGAAGAAUUUGAAAUAUACCCAAACCUGGAAUAUAUGGACUUGAGCACCAAUAAGGUUUUUGGAGAUCUUUCCGAAAACUGGGGACAGUGUCCAAAACUCACGAUGUUGAACAUCUCUAACAAUAAAAUUUCCGGUAGGCUACCUCCUGAAUUGGGGAAGGCUACUCAAUUGCGGGAGCUUGACCUUUCUUCCAACCUUCUUGUAGGUAAAAUUCCUAAGGAAUUAAGACAGCUGAAAUUGUUGUACAUUCUCGAGCUCAACAAUAAUUCCCUUUCUAGCAAUGUUCCUGCAGAAAUUGAAAUGAUGUUGGACCUUGAAACACUUGACCUUGCAGCCAACCAAUUGAGUGGACCAAUUCCCAUGCAUUUGGAACACUAUUCAAAACUACUGCUUUUAAAUUUGAGGAGUAACAAAUUCAAUGGAAAUAUUCCCUUCCAAAUUGGGAAUCUGCACUCUCUCGAAAAUCUUGAUCUAAGUAAGAAUUUGCUUUCAGGAGAGUUGCCUUUGGAGCUUGGUCAUUCGGAUAAGCUCGAAACAUUUAACCUCUCACACAACAAUCUGUCAGGCUCAAUACCUUCCAUGUUUAAAGAAAGGAUAAGCUCGACAUCUGUUGAUAUAACCUACAAUCAGUUAGAAGGUCCUCUUUCCAACAACAAAGCCUUCCUAGAGGCCCCACUUGAAGCAUUGAAAGAUAAUAAAGAUUUGUGUGGCAACAACACAAAUAUAAAGAUUUGCCCCACACCUAAAUAG